This is a messenger RNA of Saimiri boliviensis boliviensis (Bolivian squirrel monkey), 938 nucleotides long. Lineage: Eukaryota; Metazoa; Chordata; Mammalia; Primates; Cebidae. The record is from RefSeq and is a predicted model, not a curated record.
CCGGCCGGGCUGACGGGGCCGCUGACGCGCUUGGCCGCGGGGCCGAGUCCGCGGGGCUGCGCGCCGGGCGCCGGCGACAAUGGGCUUCUGUGUGUGCAGCUGCCGCCGCCGUCGGGGACCGGGGGAGGGGGGCGGGCGACUCCCCGGCGCCCCUCCUUUUCGGCCGCGACCCCCGGAAAGGCUCCGCUUUCACUUCCCGCGUCCCACCACCCCCAGAGCGCCCCAACGUAUCGAGACGGGGGGAUCUAUCCGUCCGGGGGCGCCACUUCGUGCGCCCGGGGAGCGGGACGUUCCAGGCGCGCCCGGCGGGGGACGCGGUGACCGAGGGGCCGGGAGCGCCGGGCAGGUAACGUACCCCGGCCCUAGAGCGGAGGGCUUUGUUCGCGCGGGAGGAGGGGGCGGGGGCGGGGGCGGACGCGGGGCGGCCCCGCGGGGACUCCUCUCCCCCUCCCCGCCCCCCUCGCCUGCGCGCUGGAAGCCAAUCGGCGUGUGUAGCGCGAAGAGCGAAAGAGAAACUUCUCCUGCGUGACUGACUAGCUGAGGCUCCUCCCGAGAAGCCGAGAUAAUGGAGGCCCCGCUCCCGCCGCCGGCCCGCCCGCCUCUCCUCCCCCGGCCGCUCCCUCCUGCCGCCCAACUCCGCGCAGGCUGCGGUCCGGCCCCCCGCAUCCCCCCCCCCCACCUCCGGCGGGUACGGGCCGUGGACGCCCCCGCCCUGCGGAAGGUGGGGCUGGCGCGGAUUUUAGGGACUUCCUGGGACGCGGAGACCAGCUCUGAACCAUCCGUGCCCUUUCAGCGGCCGGGAACCGGGGAAAGCGCGCUCUGGAGCGUCUCGCACGUGGCAGGCAGGCAGAGAACUUGCUGUACCUUCUAGGAAAUGGCAAUCGAUUUGUAAUGCACUUUCGCUAAUUGGGAGUUCAAAAUUAAACUUUAAUAAAGCG